AUGGGUAAACUGGUUGUGGACAUGAGCAAGCUGCGGCUCGUUGUUUUGGAGGAUUCCAGACCGGCGUAUUUGCGGCUUCUUGGCCAGACGCUUGGCUACGACGAGGAGACCGGGUUUUUGCGCAUUGGCAAUCUCGUUCCAGCUGACGGGAGCGAAACGUACAUUCCGGACCUACAGGUGGAUAUGAGCAAGAUUGUCUCGCGGAUGCCGCUGAACAACCCGGCUCAAGGACGGCAGUAUUGUUAA
Ogataea angusta is the source of this 246-nucleotide messenger RNA. RefSeq lists its product as uncharacterized. Bases 1 to 246 code for a protein of 81 amino acids. Lineage: Eukaryota; Fungi; Ascomycota; Pichiomycetes; Pichiales; Pichiaceae. The record is from RefSeq and is a predicted model, not a curated record. The transcript has 2 exons.